UGUACACUAUCCGGUUGCAAAGAUAUUAGGAUUAGGAAAAAAAUUUGAAUUGUGGCAAAGACUCAAUUCCUUUAGUCAAAAUGCGAACCUAAACCGAAUAAAAUGAACAACUCAAGGUGUACAGAGGUAGAGGCGGGGCUGGGUAAAAUUCAAUCCGAACACUGGCUCAAUGUUAUCAAAGGAAAAUCUAGCACUGGAUGGUAUAGAGGACAAUGGUCCGGAGUACACAGACACGGAUACGGGUACAUGAAGUACAAUUCAGGUGUUGAGUACGAAGGUGAAUGGAGAAAAGAUGUGAGGAACGGCUUUGGAAGGCUCACAGGUUUAAGAAUUGAGUAUCGAGGAGACUGGAAGGAUGAUAAAAGAUCUGGGUUUGGUAUUCAACACUGGAGCAGAGGAAAAAUGGUUGAAUACCAAGGAGAAUGGGUAAAUGGAAAAAGAAAGGGAUGGGGGAGAGCAAAAUAUAGAGACGGAGAGAGAUUUGAGGGACAGUGGAGAGCAGGGGGAAGAGAGGGACUAGGAAUAUCCAUAUAUCCAGAUGGGUCUGUUUAUGAGGGAGAAUGGAAAAAUGAUGAAAAACAUGGACAAGGAAGGUUUAUCAGUGCAUUAGGAACUAUUCAGGAUGGGGAAUGGAGAAACAAUAUUGCUGUGAGAAGUACAAUACUAAUCAAGAAAGAUAUACAACAGGAUUUAAAGGAUCCUCUCUGUACAUAAGAUUACCAAAUAAAGUGACAUGUACAUACAUUAUA
This is a messenger RNA of Eurytemora carolleeae, 749 nucleotides long. Its product is annotated as MORN repeat-containing protein 3. The record is from RefSeq and is a predicted model, not a curated record. The transcript is spliced from 8 exons. The coding region runs from base 103 to 714 and encodes 203 amino acids. Lineage: Eukaryota; Metazoa; Arthropoda; Copepoda; Calanoida; Temoridae.